Soboliphyme baturini is the source of this 267-nucleotide messenger RNA. The record is from the annotation of a GenBank genome assembly. Lineage: Eukaryota; Metazoa; Nematoda; Enoplea; Dioctophymatida; Soboliphymatidae.
AUGCGGUCUAUUUUGCUUGACUGGCUGUCAGAGGUGUGUGAAGUUUACAAACUUCAUCGAGAAACUUUCCACCUUGCUGUUGACUACACAGAUCGAUACCUGUCCAAGGAAAAGAACGUUCCAAAGAGUCGACUGCAGUUAGUUGGCAUCACAUCCCUGUUUAUCGCCGCCAAGAUGGAGGAGAUAUACCCGCCUAAGUUGUCGGACUUCGCUUACGUUACCGAUGGUGAAAUGCUCAUGUUGAAGGUACUGCUCUGUGGCAUUUGA